Molecule: messenger RNA, 814 nt
Organism: Frankliniella occidentalis (western flower thrips)
Lineage: Eukaryota; Metazoa; Arthropoda; Insecta; Thysanoptera; Thripidae
Gene: CNPYb
Product: protein canopy 4
Exons: 5
Coding region: 117-779 (220 amino acids)
Source: RefSeq, a predicted model, not a curated record
AAUGCUUAUUCACCUAUUCACACAAAGAGCAAUCAAAAUCAAUAGCUCGCCGACACAUCUGUCAAAAGUCGCUUAUAUUUGCGAUAUUUGGCUGGUUUACGUCAACAGUAGGAAAUAUGAAGACUCAGGGCUUUAUCCUUUUUAUUCUGUUUUUAAGUGUAUACAAAUGCUUUGCUGGUAAAGAGGAGGAGGAAGGUGUUAAAUUUGCAAACAAAUGCGAAGUGUGCAAAAUAUUAGCCAUUGAACUGGAAAAUAGACUGGAAGAAACUGGGAAGUCUCGAGAUGUAAUUGAAAUUGGGUAUUCUUUGGAUGACACUGGGUUGAAAAAGAAGAAGACCAAGUAUAAGAAAUCAGAACUACGGUUAGUAGAAUCGUUGGACGGAAUUUGUGAGAGAGUCCUACAGUAUAACAUUCAUAAGGAAAGAACUGACAGUACCAGAUUUUCUAAAGGGAUGAGCCAGACUUUCCGUACACUACAUGGUUUGGUAAACAAAGGAGUUAAAGUAGAGCUUGGAAUUCCAGAAGAAUUAUGGGACAAACCAUCAGUUGAAAUCACAAAUAUGAAAACACAGUGUGAAAUGCUCUUGGAAGAGCAUGAGUCAGAUAUAGAGGAAUGGUACUUUAAAUCAGAGGGUGAAGUUCCUCUUAAGUCGUUUUUAUGCUCACAGCUUGUUCUACGGGAUGGCGAUGACUCCUGCCUUUUAGAGGAUGUAAAAGAAACUGAAAACCCAAAACCUGUGCAGUUAGAGGCUAACAGAAAGAAAAAUGAUGAACUGUAGAAUUUUAACUAUUAAAGAGAGAAAAGAAGUUUAAA